Molecule: messenger RNA, 468 nt
Organism: Symbiodinium sp. CCMP2456
Lineage: Eukaryota; Dinophyceae; Suessiales; Symbiodiniaceae
Source: the annotation of a GenBank genome assembly
AUGAAGGCUUUGUGCAAGCCGCUUCGCUGCUUGUCGUUCUUUGGAGGGCGAAAGCCGCCGGAUCAGUACACUGCUGUGGAAGGGCAGCAUUUGUCGAAAGCCGUUGAUAUGGAUGAUGAAGAUGAGGAUGAUUUCUUCGGGGAUUCCUGGGGAGAGGGAGGCGCAAGUUCCAGCGCAUCUCAGACAAAGGAGGCUGAGGCGCAGCGGAGUGGGGUGGAGCGAAAUCCAACCAGAGAAACGACAACCAAGCGGCCAGCUCCAGGCGUUGCGUCGCAGGCGCCAAAACUUGCUGCCAAGAAGCAGGAGGCCGACUUUUUCAACGAGUUGGGUAUGGAACCAGAGUAUAGAGCACCAAGGAUUCUUGAAAAGGAGCCCGGGCCAGGCCCGAAAGGCUCCUCUGUGAGCUCCUUGCUGGAUGAAACCGCUGAGGUCUCCUCCGCAGCUUGGGGCGAUGACUUGGAGCUUUGA